AUGGAGCGCGACUCCGCGAGGCUGCUGAGGCCGACGGGCGAUGAUGAGUCAGUAGCAGAGGAGAGCACCACCUCCAUGACGGAGAUCGUCAGCACGCUCCUCAGCGGCCUGUGCGGCUGCUGCGGCGCGCUUGGUUACCAGAAGGCCGAGGCGGAGGAAAAAGGCAUGGAUCUCGUGCCUGUCGAGCGCCGCACGUCCGGCGCAAAGGCGGUGCGUGCGGUGCUGGAGGCGGAGGACGCGGCCGAGGCCGAGGCCGAGGUGGCUCGAAUGGCGGAGGCGGCUCGCAAGGCUGCUGCCGACGAGGCGGAUGUGGAGGAGGAGCGCUCUGUCAUAGAACUCACACCUGAGGAGGCGGAGCGGGCACGCGCCGACGCGGUCGAGGCAGCUGCUGCGGCCGCGGCGGCCGCUGCGGCCGCUGCGGCCGAGGAGCGCUUGGCGGCGCGGACGCAGGAAGCACAGUUGACGGUCGAGGUGGAGGCAGCGAGGGUGGUGGCGGCGGAGGCGGCGGCGGAGGCGGCGGCGGCGGAGGCGGCGAGGGUGGCGGCUGAGGAGGCGGCGAUAGCAGAGGCGGCCGCUGCGGAGAAGGCUCGCAGGGAGGAGGAGGAGGCCGAGGCUGCACGCGCCGAGGCGGCUCGGGUCGAGGCGGAGAAGGCGGCGGAGGAGGAGGCGGCUGCUGCGGCUGCGGCUGCGGCUGCGGAGAUGGAGGCGGCGCGUGUCGCUUCCGAAGGUCGAUCGGCGAGCCAGCUUCAGGCGGUCGCGCGAGGCCGGCAGGGGCGGGCCAAGGCGGCUGUUGCAGCCGCCGCGAAGGCGGAAGCGGCGGCGGAGGCGGCGAGGGCGGCGGCGGAGGAGGCGGCGGCGGAGGCGGCGAGGAUGGCGGCGGCGGCGGCGGCGGAGGAGGCGGCGAGGGUGGCGGCGGAGGAAGGGGCGGCGAGGGUGGCGGCGAGGGUGGCGGCGGAGGAGGCGGAGGCGGGGGCGGCGAAGGCGGCGAGGGUGGCGGAGGAGGCGGCGGCGGAGGCGGCGGCGGAGGCGGCGGCGGCGGAGGCGGCGAGGGUGGCGGCUGAGGAGGCGGCGAUAGCAGAGGCAGCCGCUGCGGAGAAGGCUCGCAGGGAGGAGGAGGAGGCCGAGGCUGCACGCGCCGAGGCGGCUCGGGUUGAGGCGGAGAAGGCGGCGGAGGAGGAGGCGGCUGCUGCGGCUGCGGCUGCGGCUGCGGAGAUGGAGGCGGCGCGUGUCGCUUCCGAAGGUCGAUCGGCGAGCCAGCUUCAGGCGGUCGCGCGAGGCCGGCAGGGGCGGGCCAAGGCGGCUGUUGCAGCCGCCGCGAAGGCGGAAGCGGCGGCGGAGGCGGCGAGGGCGGCGGCGGAGGAGGCGGCGGCGGAGGCGGCGAGGGUGGCGGCGGAGGAGGAGGCGGCUGAGGCGGCGAGGGCGGCGGCGGAGGCGGCGGCGGAGGAGGCGGCGAGGGUGGCGGCGGAGGAGGCAGAGGCGGCGGCGGAGGCGGCGAGGGUGGCGGCGGAGGAGGCAGAGGCGGCGGAGGCGGCGGCGGCGGAGUCGGCAAGGGUGGCGGAGGAGGCGGAGGCGGCGAGGGUGGCGUAG
Messenger RNA from Emiliania huxleyi CCMP1516, 1587 nucleotides. RefSeq lists its product as hypothetical. NCBI's taxonomy places the organism in Eukaryota, Haptophyta, Isochrysidales, Noelaerhabdaceae. The record is from RefSeq and is a predicted model, not a curated record. The transcript has a single exon. Bases 1 to 1587 code for a protein of 528 amino acids.